AUGACGGACGAUCUCGAAAAAGAUAUUGAACGUGUUCAUGAAAAGCUGCGAGCAAUUGAUGGGGAGCUUGGACACUUCGGCAGGGGUGGAGAAAGAGGCAAUCGACGAUUAUCUAAUGAAGCUCCAGUUGCAACAGACCGUCGUAACGGAUCUGCUAAUAUAAGAAGACGUAUCGAGUAUAAUUCAUCAUCAUCAUCAACAACAACCUAUGGUUCUCGGCCUGGCAAGAGAACUAGAGAUGACUAUGACGACGAAGAGGAUGAUGAAGCUGAUUUGAGGCCCAAGAGAAGCCUACAGUCUACCGUAGUCAUGCCGUCAAUCGAAACUAAAAGUAGAGAAGAAAAAAUUGAAGAACUAGCCAAGACUGAAAAGAAAGAAGUCCAAUCUAGAAAUAGACGUAUGUUCUCUUCACUCCUAAUAGGAACUCUCCAACGAUUCCAGAAAGACGAGAGAAAAAUCGAGUCUGCUGAGAAGAAGCAGGCUGAUAAAUUGGGUGAAAUAGAGAAGAGAUUAGAUGAGAAAAAGAAACAAGAAAAGGAGCAGGCAAUGGAAGAACGCAGAGCUUUACACGACAAACGAAGAGAGCACGAAGCCGAGCUCCGUGCUCUUACUCGUAAAAAAGCUCUUAUUCAAUAUGCUGAAGCUAAGAAGAAGCAUUAUACGUUGAUUCGGAAUCAUAUUCAAACUCAGGCAAAACCUGUUAUUUUCUUUAGUCCAGCAAAACAUACUCUUAGAUCUCUUGAGUUGCUCAAGAGUAGUGAGAAACUUAUUCAGGGAUUGAUGGAAUUGCGUGAAAAGCAGUUGGAGCGUGAGCUUGCAGGAAACGAUGAGAACGCGGAGCAUAGUGAAGAAGAAGGUGAAACUCUUAAGAGUUUCGUAGGAGGCAAGUCGAAGGAAGACGAAGAAGAGAAUGAUCGUGAGGGUGGAAAUGAUGAGAACUGUGAGGUAGAUGAGGUUGCUGAGCCUAUUAGAGAUGCUGAGAAGAGAGAGGAGGAUGAUGACGACGAGGACAAUCAUCGCGUGAAAGAGGAAAAUUAG
Messenger RNA from Auanema sp. JU1783, 1038 nucleotides. The record is from the annotation of a GenBank genome assembly. NCBI's taxonomy places the organism in Eukaryota, Metazoa, Nematoda, Chromadorea, Rhabditida, Rhabditidae.